AGCCAACCCACUCCACCCUGCCUCGAAAGAUGGCUCCGUGACCGUCGCCCUCAGUGACGUCAUCGGUCGGGGCCGCGGCCUUUUGCGCAGGAGAAAGGGGGAGAGAAAAAGAGAGGGGGGGGCAGGAUGGCGGCGGGGUCGACGCGGCCCCCUCGGCCCCGUAAGGAGCCGCAGCCGCUGGUCAUUCCCCGGAGCGCAGCGGAGGAGCAGCGUCUGAAGCUGGAGAGGCUCAUGAGGAAUCCGGAUAAGACAGUUCCAAUUCCUGAAAAGCUCAAUGAAUGGGCGCCCCGGCCACCUCCAGAAUUUGUCAGAGAUGUUAUGGGUUCCAGCGCUGGGGCUGGCAGUGGGGAGUUCCACGUCUACCGACACCUUCGGCGGCGAGAAUACCAGAGGCAAGAUUUUAUGGAUGCCAUGGCUGAGAAGCAAAAACUAGAUGACGAAUAUCAGAAGAGGCUUGAAAAGAACAAGAUUCUUGCAGAGGAACAGACGGCCAAGCGCCGGAAGAAGCGGUGAGGUCAGGCUUGUAGCGCCCGAUACAGAG
Molecule: messenger RNA, 541 nt
Organism: Rhineura floridana
Lineage: Eukaryota; Metazoa; Chordata; Lepidosauria; Squamata; Rhineuridae
Gene: PRKRIP1
Product: PRKR interacting protein 1
Exons: 4
Coding region: 127-513 (128 amino acids)
Biological process (GO): negative regulation of protein kinase activity
Cellular component (GO): nucleolus
Molecular function (GO): protein kinase inhibitor activity; protein kinase binding; double-stranded RNA binding
Source: RefSeq, a predicted model, not a curated record